Molecule: messenger RNA, 1509 nt
Organism: Sycon ciliatum
Lineage: Eukaryota; Metazoa; Porifera; Calcarea; Leucosolenida; Sycettidae
Exons: 3
Coding region: 1-1509 (502 amino acids)
Source: RefSeq, a predicted model, not a curated record
AUGUUUAUGCAAGUAGGGCUCAAAGAAGAAGAUCAGCGGUUCACUCGGUUUCUGUGGCAUGCCAGCCCAGACGAUGAUAUACAAGUGUAUGAGUUUAACCGGUUGGUCUUCGGCCUAAGAGCAUCACCCUAUCUCGCCGGCAAGGCUCUACUGCAAACUGCACAAGAUUUCGCGACCGACUCGAUGCGCAGCAACGACCUUCUCCAAGUGAUCGAGGAGAGCUUCUAUGUCGACGAUCUUCUGGACUCCUUCCAGUCAGCUUCUGUGGCAAUAGAUGCCCAACAACAACUGACACAGCUACUACAGUCUGGUGGUUUCAAGCUUCGCAAGUGGCUAAGCAACUCUACCGAGGUGGUUGAGUCUGUGCCAGAAGCCGACAAAACCCCGCAGGCGUCCCUGGGUGUCAACAAUACGAUGCGUGCACGAGUACUGUUUCAGGAGGCAUGUGUCGCUGGAUAUGCUUGGGACGAGCAGCUGAAUGACGACGACACGGCCCGUUGGAAGCGCAGGCUAUCAGAGUUACCCGACCUGGCACAGAUCCACGCUGACCGAUGUUUCAAGUACACCGAUGCGGAUCCAACCUGCGUGAAGACAGAAGUUCACACAUUCAUCGAUGCAUCGGAUGCAGCUACAGCAGCAACCUGCUGCGUCCGUUCUGAAUAUCCAGACGGACGCGUGAAGGUGACACUGGCAUUCGCUAAGUCGCGGCAAACUCCCAUCAAGAAGCUAAGUAUCCCAAAGCUCAAGCUGAAUGGAGCGGUCCUUGGAGUACAGCUAAGUAAAGAGCUGGAAGCAGCCCUGAAGAUACCAUUGACGGAGCACCGUUUCUGGACAGCCAGCCUCAAUGUGUUGUACUGGCUGAGAUCCCACAGCCGACGAUUCAGCACAGACAUCGGUGUAAAAAUCUCGGAGAUUCAACGUGCCACAUCACCUCUGCAAUGGCAACAUGUGCCCGGAGAGACUAAGCGACACCAAGCGCUGACGUUUGUCGCCGAAGCCACUGUAUCUAAACUGCGUCCCGAGAACUUUUCAUCCUGCAACCAACUGAAGCGUGUCACGGCUGGGAUAUUCCGGUUCUCCUCAAACUGCCGAGGUGCCAAGAAGGGGGAAAAACCUGAGGGCAGUGAUGCAGUCUCUCGUGUAGCUGUGUCGUCUGCAGAGAAUUUAGUAGUUUCCGAACUGUCGGCAACUGAAAUACAGCGAGCAGAACGGCACUGGAUCAGCAUUGCCCAGCAGGAGUGUUACUUGGCCACUAUUUCGACCUUACAGCGGGAGAAAAGUGUUAAGCCCUCGGACACUUUGCUCCGGCUCAAUCCAGUCCUAGACACCGCUGAACGGCCAUUUGUACUACGCGUUGGAGGCAGGCUGCAGCAGGCAUCAGCAAUGUCGGAUAGUACGAGGCAGCCACUGAUACUGCCGUAUCGGCAUCCAGUAUCUGACCUCAUCAUUGCCAAUGAGGAUCGCAAAACCCACCAUGCGUCGACACGAAUCAUCUGUGGGCCAACCUGA